AUGGUCCAAACAGUAGUUGGAAUUAAACCUAGAUCUUUAGAGAAGCUAUUCAUGAACUGUACCAUAGGCGCAAGGACACUACUCCUGUUCCUAGUGUCCAACCUGCUCUUGUGGGAGAAUGCAGCCUCUGCACCUACCUGUAUCAAGAGGGAUCUGGAUACCCAGAAGUCCUUAGAGAGACUAGUUAAAUUGGCUGCCUUUGUGUCUAAUAUUAUCCAUAUGCAAGCUGGAGAAAUAUUCACUGAAUUUGAUAAACAGUAUGCCCACGGCAAGAGGUAUAAUGAUAGGGUCCCUGACAUCUGCCCCACUGAUUUUUUUGAAACUCCAGUAAACAAGGAGCAAGUUCUAAAAAGCAAUCCAGAAGUACUACUGCAAUUGGUAUACAAGCUACUGUAUUCCUGGGCCGACCCUCUGCAUCAUCUUGUGAAUGAAAUAUCUAUCAUGCAAGGCGAUCCAUAUUCUGUUCUCUAUAAAACCAGACAGAUGAAGGUAAAAAUUGAAGACCUCACGGAGGGAAUUAAAAUAAUACUCAGCAAGAUUGGAGAAAAAGCUAAUGAGAGCUACCCUGCCUGGUCUGGGCGGACAGCCUUGCAGUCAAGCAAUGAAGAUGUUCGCUGUUUUACCUUUUACAACCUGUUCCGCUGCAUGCUCAAAGAUUCCCACAGAAUAAAGACUUUUCUUGAGGUCCUCAAGUACCGAAUCAUCCAUGAAAACAACUGCUAA
Messenger RNA from Peromyscus maniculatus bairdii (prairie deer mouse), 723 nucleotides. The record is from RefSeq and is a predicted model, not a curated record. Lineage: Eukaryota; Metazoa; Chordata; Mammalia; Rodentia; Cricetidae.